AUCUGACCAUAGGCAUGAGGGGCCUCCGGCCGAGAUGAUAGUGCUGGCGCCAGCCUGGAGCCCAACUGCCUCCCUGUUGCUGCUGCUGCUGCUCAGCCCCGGCCUCCGCGGGACCCCCGACUGCUCCUUCAGCCACAGCCCCAUCUCCUCCACCUUCGCGGUCACCAUCCGCAAGCUGUCUGAUUACCUGCUUCAGGACUAUCCAGUCACUGUCGCCUCCAACCUGCAGGACGACGAGCUCUGCGGGGCGUUCUGGCGCCUGGUCCUGGCCCAGCGCUGGAUGGUGCGGCUCCAGGCUGUGGCUGGAUCCCAAAUGCAAAUCCUGCUGGAGGCUGUCAACACGGAGAUACACUUUGUCACCUUCUGUGCCUUCCAGCCCCUCCCCAGCUGUCUUCGCUUCGUCCAGACCAACAUCUCCCACCUCCUGCAGGACACCUCCCAGCAGCUGGCCGCCCUGAAGCCCUGGAUCACCCGCAGGAAUUUCUCCGGGUGCCUGGAGCUGCAGUGUCAGCCCGACUCCUCUACAUUGGUGCCCCCAAGGAGCCCCGGGGCCCUGGAGGCCACUGCCUUGCCAGCCCCUCAGGCACCUCGGCUGCUCCUCCUGCUGCUGCUGCCCGUGGCUCUCCUGCUGAUGUCCACUGCCUGGUGCCUGCAUUGGCGAAGGAGGCGGCGGCGGAGGUCACCCUACCCUGGGGAGCAGAGGACACUGAGGCCCAGCGAGCGGAGCCAUCUGCCCGAGGACACAGAGCUGGGACCUGGAGGGAGUCAGCUAGAGACUGGUCCCUUCCUCGACCACGCAGCCCCGCUCGCUCCCUCCCCAGGAUCAAGGCAACGCCCGCCCCCAACGCCCCCAAAGCCAGCCCCAGCCCCACCUCUCCCCCUCUGUACAAAGUCCUUGCCCCCAAGAAAUUGUAUAUAAAUCAUCCUUUUCUACCA
This is a messenger RNA of Canis lupus familiaris (dog), 936 nucleotides long. RefSeq names its product fms related receptor tyrosine kinase 3 ligand (gene FLT3LG). The coding region runs from base 35 to 919 and encodes 294 amino acids. Gene Ontology annotation, biological process: positive regulation of cell population proliferation. The record is from RefSeq and is marked provisional. Lineage: Eukaryota; Metazoa; Chordata; Mammalia; Carnivora; Canidae. The transcript has 7 exons. Gene Ontology annotation, cellular component: membrane; cell surface. Gene Ontology annotation, molecular function: receptor tyrosine kinase binding; cytokine activity.